Molecule: messenger RNA, 1497 nt
Organism: Penicillium cataractarum
Lineage: Eukaryota; Fungi; Ascomycota; Eurotiomycetes; Eurotiales; Aspergillaceae
Gene: gatA
Product: 4-aminobutyrate transaminase gatA
Exons: 3
Coding region: 1-1497 (498 amino acids)
Biological process (GO): GABA catabolic process
Cellular component (GO): mitochondrion
Molecular function (GO): pyridoxal phosphate binding
Source: RefSeq, a predicted model, not a curated record
AUGGCCUCCGUCCUUCGUAGCAGCUCCAAGCUGCGCACUGCGGCUCGCAUGCCCGCUGCUCGUGCUCUCUCGACCACUGCCCGUCUUCGUGCGGCCGAGAAGUCCUACUUCCCCAACGAGCCCACUGCUCCCUCCGUCGCCACCGCUAUCCCUGGCCCCAAGAACAAGGCCGCCGCUGCCGAACUCGACGAGGUCUUCGAUGUUCGCUCUCUGAACAUGCUCACCGACUACAAUGCCUCCAUUGGUAACUACAUUGCUGAUCUCGACGGUAACAAGCUCCUCGAUGUCUACGCUCAGAUUGCCUCCAUCCCAGUUGGCUACAACAACCCCCACCUCAAGGAGGUGGCCCAGUCCCCGGAGAUGAUCACCUCCCUGAUCAACCGUCCGGCUCUGGGUAACUUCCCCUCCGCCGACUGGUCCCACAUCCUGAAGACCGGUAUUCUUCGUGCUGCCCCCAAGGGCCUGAACCAGGUCUUCACUGCCAUGGCCGGUUCCGAUGCCAAUGAGACUGCCUACAAGGCUGCCUUCAUGUACUACCGCCAGCUCCAGCGUGGUGGCCCCGAUGUCGAGUUCACCGCCGAGGAACUUGAGUCGACCAUGAACAACAAGGGCCCCGGCUCUCCCCAGCUCUCCAUCCUGUCCUUCAAGUCUGCCUUCCACGGUCGUCUCUUCGGUUCUCUGUCCACCACCCGCUCCAAGGCCAUCCACAAGCUGGACAUCCCCGCCUUUGACUGGCCCCAGGCUACCUUCCCCCAGCUGAAGUACCCCCUGGAGGAGCACGUCCAGGAGAACGCCGCCGAGGAGAAGCGCUGCCUCGAGGAGGUCGAGCGUCUCAUCAAGGAGUUCCACAACCCCGUGGCCGCCGUCAUGGUCGAGCCCAUCCAGUCCGAGGGUGGUGACAACCACGCCUCGCCCGCCUUCUUCCAGGGCCUGCGUGACAUCACCAAGCGUAACAAGGUUCUCUUCAUCGUCGACGAGGUGCAGACCGGUGUCGGUGCUACCGGCAAGUUCUGGGCCCACGACCACUGGAACCUGUCCAGCCCCCCCGACAUGGUGACCUUCUCCAAGAAGGCCCAGACCGCUGGUUACUACUACGGCAACCCGGCUCUCCGCCCCAACAAGCCCUACCGUCAGUUCAACACCUGGAUGGGUGACCCUUCCCGUGCUCUGAUCUUCCGCGGUAUCAUCGAGGAGGUCGAGCGUCUCAACCUCGUUGAGAACACCCGCACCACCGGUGAGUACCUGUACGCCGGUCUCGAGCGCCUGGCUCAGAAGUACCCCGAGCACUUCCAGAACCUGCGUGGCAAGAACCAGGGUACCUUCAUUGCCUGGGACACCCCCAAGCGUGACGAGUUCCUUGUCAAGGCCAAGUCCGUUGGUGUGAACAUCGGUGGCAGUGGUGCUCAGGCUGUUCGCCUGCGCCCCAUGCUGGUCUUCCAGAAGCACCACGCUGAUAUCCUCCUCGAGAGCCUCGAGAAGAUCAUCAAGCUGCUUUAG